CUAGUUAUACACUAAAAUCUAGUUAGAAGCAGUUAAAACACUCAAAACAAUUUUGUAUUUACUAAAAUAAGGUGGUAUGGUCAUUAUCACAAUUGUGACCUAUUUUGAUGCUAUACUUAAGAGAAAUGCAAGGGAAUGUGGUUCGAUCACAUGAUUGUAGUUAACUCAAGAGUGUGUGUCUGUGCGCCGCCGCGGCUGGUUAAAGACAGUGUGGAGUUAUUAUGGCGCUGCCGAGGCCUCUGCAGCUGCUGGAGCUGCUGUUAUACGCCAGCUGUUUUAUCUGCGGGAUCAUCACAGCCGCCUCUGUUACAAUCUCACAGGGCAGUUUUGAUGGGAAGUGCAUGCUGUAUGGUUCAGUGCGUUUGAACUCCUCAUCCAUCGGUGUGCUUUCAUCCAGUUCUCCUUCCCUUUGUUACUUUGUGUCAGCCAUCUCAGUGUGUGUGGCCGUCUUCUGCUUUUCACUCACACUCUACUGGAUCUACAUGGCCUGUGUUGACGGAGAGGUGAAACGAGAGAAAUUAUGGAUGAAUGUUACUCUUGGCUUGUCUGGAGUCUUCCUCUUCUUCCUCUUGGUGACUGGAUGCAUCCUGAAAAUCGGCCGAGACAGACUGUGUGACUCAGUGACUCAAACAGUGAGAAAUAUAACCAGGUGUGAAGAAGCAGAAACUAAGCUUUGGAUGAAACCUAUAAUUGGAAGUCAGUUCUACUCCAGACUACACAGUGCAGAGACAGCAGUAUGGGUGAAUUUCUUCAUUUGGUUGAUCAUAGCAGUUCUGGUCCUGGUCCAGCGUAACAAAGGGUCAGAAAUCCGGUCAGAAGGAGAGGACCCAUCAGUGACCCCUUCUGAAACCGAGCCCUUCUUCAACCGCCCAGGACGUUCUUAGUGAACAGAGACACAGCUAAUCUAUGUCACUCCACACUAAAGCAGUCCGUGUGCCGCUUGAACACACUCACUCACACAUACAUACGCUCGCAUUGACAAUCGCACUGCUGGCUAGCAGUUUGGUAGCUGAGCCGAGAGGAUUUUGGCAGCUUCAGUAUACGGUCUUGAUUUUGUUCACUAGGAUUGCCAAGGGUUAGUUGCCAUGGUUACUGAUCUGUGGCUGGCAGCACAGACCUGGCAGGUGAUAGUGUGCGGUUGCCAGAUUGGUGGUGUGACCUGAACUGAUUGAGACACAGCUUUAUGUAAAGAGAUCAAAUCUGACAACAUUGUCAGUGUUUUCAUAAGCGGCAAAUCUAUCAAAAAAUAAACUUGAGUUUAUACGCAAAUCUUAAAAAAAAAAAAGGCUUUGUUUUUAGUGACUCACUGGCUAAAACAUUUCAUGAGUACAUAUGUCAAUUCAGGAACAAAGACUUUUGUAGAAUAACAACCAUUAAAUUGAACGUAACUGACCUGGAGUCAAACCAAGUUAACCACUGUACUGUAACUUUUAACUUAAGCCUGCUCUUUGUUAAUGUGCAACAUUUUCGCCCUCUGCUGUCUGUUUUUAUGAAUUACUCCAUCAAUCCCAUUAGACUGUGCUCAUGUGCCUAUUUUGUGGGCCAGGAAUCUCUCAUAAGUAUUUUUUCCCCCCUAAUUUCACAUUUCUCCUACUCAUAGUCCUUGGUGUCCUUAACAUGAGCAAAACUGCUUGAGAGUGUCUUUCCGAGAGUGUUUGGCUAUUAAUCUUGUGCCCAGUAGAGAUGUCAUUUUUAAUGGCUUUUUCCUGCACACAGCCACGGGAGGUUGGAGUGUGUGUGUGUUUGGGAUGACAGGGACAUAAAUCCAUAAUUUGGCCUGUGAUGGUAUCCGCUUUCCAUAGGCGACGUGCCAAAUCCGAGGUGCUGCCCACAGCACUAAAUUCCUCAGAAACACAGUGUCCUUCCGCCCAUCCCGGCAACACAGUGUCCACUAAAUGCUUCAUCAUCAUCAAAUAAUUUCUUCUCCUCUUUUUUUUGAAUUUUUUUUUUAUGUAACUUUGUACAUUUUCAUUUAACUUGCUACUAUUGUUUUAGAACUGCUGGUUAUGGAUUAUACACUGAUGUUUUUAUGAAUACUAAAUGUGUUGUAUAACCCACUAUGUCAGAGUGUAUCGCUGUGUGAAUAUUUCAAAGCAAUUAAAUUUGUCAACCAAGUG
Onychostoma macrolepis is the source of this 2117-nucleotide messenger RNA. RefSeq names its product transmembrane protein 179Ba (gene tmem179ba). The coding region runs from base 222 to 884 and encodes 220 amino acids. The record is from RefSeq and is a predicted model, not a curated record. The transcript is spliced from 5 exons. Lineage: Eukaryota; Metazoa; Chordata; Actinopteri; Cypriniformes; Cyprinidae.